Molecule: messenger RNA, 1842 nt
Organism: Diplodia corticola
Lineage: Eukaryota; Fungi; Ascomycota; Dothideomycetes; Botryosphaeriales; Botryosphaeriaceae
Exons: 1
Coding region: 1-1842 (613 amino acids)
Source: RefSeq, a predicted model, not a curated record
AUGACGCAAGCAUCUAUUACGAGUAACGUCCUGGACUUCGUGCGGCAUCACGCUCUCGGGCAGGAAGCGCUACCCUUUGGUGCUCUUUUUGCUGGCCUCCAGACAACAAGCAUCAGCUACCUGUGGUCUCUCGAAUAUAUUGGAGCACUCACAUCAAACUGGAUGCCCGGCCGCCGUCGAUGCAUUGUGGGCUUCUUUAUUGCUUUCAAUGUCGUCCUUGCGGCUGGCGUUGGACCUUCGAUUGCCAUCUUACUCAUUCCCCGGAGACAAGCCUUCCCAUUCGGGACAUCAACCUCGUGGGUGAAGGGAAUGGAGGACGAGCUCUUUCCUUCGCACUUGAACAAGAGCCACAUUCCCACCUCAUGCUAUUCCACGACUGAGACGGAUAUCGACACAACAGCAUACGUGGAAUGCCCAUGGCGUGCGCUGCCCACUGUGCUCGAGAUGGUCAAAAGUCGUUCUUCUGUUGACCUUCCUAGUUUUCUCCGACAGGUAAAUGGAGGAAACAUGGAAGUCCUUGGAGAAACCGAUCUGGACGGAGGCAACAGGUCCUUACCUCUGGCACUCGAUGAGCACGGCAGCCCCUACGUGUCUUUCCUAAAAGAGUAUGGGGGCAAUAGCGAGAUAGCGACCGCAACAACCAAGGGCAUCAUGCAGACUUUCUUCGCGACCUGGUUUCAGAUUGCGAAUGGACCACGCGGCGCAAUGCCGGACGUAUUUACAGUAAACAGUUUCAACCGCGUCAUGACAACACACAGCAAACAAGCACUUGCAUGGACCCAAUGCAAGGAAUCCCUCGAUCCAUUCGAUCCCCUCCACAUCGAUUUCCCCGGCAUUCCCGACGCUUCAACCGCACAAUACUCCCCCUUCAACGCGUCAUCCCACUGGCAGCUCAUCUGGGCCGACCUCAACACCACCGACCUCCCCGUCUCCAUCGGCGCCAUCGUCGUCCCCCCAGCAUCUCUGAUGCUCACGACCCCCAACCCACCCCCAUCUCCCCAGAACACCACCACCAACCACCCCUCCUUCCCCACCUACGCCUGCACCGUCUCCGCGUCCUGGACCCCCAGCAGCCUCACCAUCUCCGGCAGCUACAGCCACACCCUCUCCGCCGCCAGCACCGUCCUCUCCUGGCCCACGACCUCGACCGCCCUCUCCUCCACCUGGGCCAGCACGCUCCUCUCGCGCUGGCCGUCCGCCAACGACCCGUCCACCACCCUCCUCGACAUCAUGAUGCUGCCCGCGACGCAAGAAGCCUCGAGCGCGCUGCAGAGCACGCAGACGCUCCUGUCGGGCCUCGUCGUGGCGGGCAUGUCGCAGACAUUGACGCCGGCGUGGGCCGUGGUCGGGAACCCCAACAGCUUCACCGCGCAGCUGCAGACCUUCAGCAACUGGACCGGCUACGUCGUCGUCGGGAACGGGACGAAGGGGGAUCCGUGGGGGGUGGCGGGGCUGGAGGCGGCGAGGCGGGGGACUGCGUUGCGGACGGCGCUGGCGGCCGAGGGGCUGGCGUAUUCGGCGCGGGGGGCGUCGGUCGUGGUGGCGGUGGUGGUGUUGGUGGUGUAUGCGGUUUAUGUGGUGGCGUUUGUGGCGUACGUCGUUGGGUGGAGGCCCGAGACGAGCGCUGCGUGGGAUUCGAUUUCGGAAUUGACCGCGCUGGCGGUGUCGUCGAGGCGGACGGAGAGGCUGAGGCAUGCGGGGGCCGGGAUCGAGACGGUGGGGGUUUAUCGGGAGCCGGUCAAUGUCAGGGUGGUGCGGGGAGCUGAGAGAUUGGAGAUUGUGUUUGAAAGGGAUUCGAGGGGGUCGGAUGUGGAUGCUGUGGAACCGGACAAGGCGUAUUGA